Messenger RNA from Meloidogyne enterolobii, 381 nucleotides. The record is from the annotation of a GenBank genome assembly. Lineage: Eukaryota; Metazoa; Nematoda; Chromadorea; Rhabditida; Meloidogynidae.
AUGGAAAAAUAUACAGAAAUUUUAUUUAAAAUUUUAAUAAAUGGACGAGGCAAUUUUGAAACAAUUUAUUUGACCUUUGAAAAUACUACAGGAAUGUUGAAAUAUUUCAAAAAUGUAACAAUGUUUUAUGAACAUAUUGUUGAAUAUAUAGCAACAUCUAGAGACUGUUCAAAAAUGGUUCCUGUUAUUAUUUUACGUUAUUAUAGACCAACAAAUCUCAAAUUAAAUGAAAGGGCAGAAAAAGUUGAAAUUGAACAAGGAACUGAUGAAAAAUAUACAAAAUACCAAAUUGCCAAUAUUUACAAUCCAAAAGUAAAAUUCUCAUUUAUCGUUAGAGAGGAUGAAGACCUUUUUACUUCAAUUAAUAUCAACAAAGUAUGA